GUGGCAAAUUCGAUCAGCAGAAUAGAAACCUCAAGCGGAGGAAAGAGUAGGAGAAAUAAAUGCUAAUCGGAAUUGAGAGAGAAGAAAAGAGUUUCGGAGGAGAGAGAGAGAGAAAGAGAGAUGUGUUUGGAUUGUGGAAUAAUUGGUUAACGGAAUCAUUGAAUGAGAAAUUGAGUUUGAUUUAGAAAUGAAGGAAGACGGAGGUGAUCGGAACGAAGAGAAAGCACAUGAUAUCAAGCUUUGGGGAGUUUUCCUCUUCGGCUUGAUUAGCGCCACCGUUAUCACCUUCUCUAUGUCCAGAUCGCAGUCUUCGUGGAAAGGAGGGAGUGGAAGUUCUUUCCGAUCAGCUUUUCAAGAAGAAGCAUGGAAGAGGUACAAUAAGCGAUUACAAGAGGAGUACGAGGAGGAGAUGGAGAGAGUGGAACGAAUAAGGCGGAUGCAAAGUGUGUUUAAUAGAGAAAGGGAUAAGUAUAGAAGAAGCUAUGAGAGCUGGACGGAAAAUGGUCACGGUGCAUAUCAACAGAAUUUCCAAAGAGAUGAUUGGUAUUGGAAGGCCGAAGCAUCCUUCAGAGAGCACUGGGCCAAUUAUCAACACACUCCAAGACAGAGUGGAAACUAUUCCUUAUCACAUCACUACUCUGUUUUGGGUCUUGACAGGUUUAGGACAACGCCAUAUACAGAUGCUGAGAUUAAGACAGCAUUUAGGACCAAGGCAAAGCAGUAUCAUCCUGACCAGAACCAAGAUAAUAGAGAGGCUGCUGAGGCUAAGUUCAAAGAAGUAAUUUGUUCAUAUGAGGCCAUACAAAAGGAAAGAAAGAACCAGAAUCUGUAAUUGCCCAACUCUGCCCGACAAUCCUGGAACCUUGAAGGAUGCGAGGCAAUUAAGGAUGCUCGUUGGGCGAUGACAAUGCAAGAGGAGUUCCAAGCACUUCAAGAGAAUUUCACAUGAGACAUUGUUUCUUGCCCACCUAAUGUGAAGCCCAUUAGUUGCAAGUGGAUGUGUUCUGUGAAAUUGAAUUCUGAUGGCGAUCUUAAUUGUUACAAGGCUCAGUUGGUUGCUUUGGGUAACAAACAACAGUAUGGAGUGAAUUAUGAUGAGAUAUUUGCCCUCGUAGUAAAUAUGACUACCAUUAGAACAAUCCUUUCUCUUGGUGUCUCUUAACAAUGGCAACUUCACUAAAUAGAUGUGAAGAAUAUCUUCCUUCAUGGUGAUUUGAUUGAAGAUAUUUAUGAGUCCUCUUCAAGACUUGUUUUCUUCCUCUUCCUCUACCAAUGUAUGCAAGUUUAAACGCUUUUUAUAUAGUCUACGACAGGCUCCUCGAGCAUGGUUCAAAAAGUUUUGAUCCACUCUUCUUGGAUUCUCCUUUGCUCAUAGUGAAUAAAAUUCUUCCUUAUUCAUUCAUCAU
Molecule: messenger RNA, 1406 nt
Organism: Abrus precatorius (Indian licorice)
Lineage: Eukaryota; Viridiplantae; Streptophyta; Magnoliopsida; Fabales; Fabaceae
Product: dnaJ homolog subfamily C member 7 homolog
Exons: 7
Coding region: 188-832 (214 amino acids)
Source: RefSeq, a predicted model, not a curated record